Penicillium paradoxum is the source of this 306-nucleotide messenger RNA. Its product is annotated as glutaredoxin. The record is from RefSeq and is a predicted model, not a curated record. The transcript is spliced from 2 exons. Gene Ontology annotation, biological process: cellular response to oxidative stress. Gene Ontology annotation, cellular component: nucleus; cytoplasm. Lineage: Eukaryota; Fungi; Ascomycota; Eurotiomycetes; Eurotiales; Aspergillaceae. Bases 1 to 306 code for a protein of 101 amino acids. Gene Ontology annotation, molecular function: glutathione disulfide oxidoreductase activity.
AUGUCCGCCGCAAAGACCCGUGCCCAGUCUCUCAUCGAUGAGAACGCUGUCAUCGUCUUCUCCAAGUCUUACUGCCCUUACUGCAGCUCUUCCAAGAAGCUGUUGUCGAGCCUUGACGCCAAGUACACCGUCCUUGAGCUGGACCAGGAGGAGGAAGGAUCCGCUAUCCAGAACGCCCUCGCCGAGAUCUCGGGACAGCGCACCGUGCCUAACAUCUACAUCAAGCAGCAGCACAUUGGUGGUAACUCUGAUCUCCAGGCCAGGAAGGACCUGAAGCAGCUGCUCCAGAAUGCUGGUGCGCUCUAA